Elaeis guineensis (African oil palm) is the source of this 1203-nucleotide messenger RNA. The record is from RefSeq and is a predicted model, not a curated record. Lineage: Eukaryota; Viridiplantae; Streptophyta; Magnoliopsida; Arecales; Arecaceae.
AUGAGGAGUUACGAGGAUAUACCUGGUUGGUGGUUCCACGUCCUGCUGAUAGUGACGGUGGUGGUUUCUCUAAUCCUAUGCACCGUGUUAAAGGACCAGGUUCAGCUGCCAUGGUGGGCGCUCCUCUUUGCCUGCGGUAUGGCCUUCGUCUUCACCCUCCCCACCAGCAUCAUCAGUGCAACUACAAACCAGACCCCCGGUCUAAACAUUAUUACAGAAUAUGUCAUGGGUCUGAUUCAACCGGGGAAGCCUAUUGCCAAUGUGUGCUUCAAAGUUUAUGGGUAUAUGAGCAUGGCUCAAGCAAUCUCUUUCCUCUCUGAUUUUAAGCUCGGCCAUUACAUGAAGAUUCCACCCAGAUCCAUGUUCAUAGUUCAGUUUAUUGGAACCAUCAUCGCUGGAACAAUCAAUCUUGGUGUCGCAUGGUGGUUGCUAGGGUCCAUCAAGAACAUAUGCGACGAUCAGCUCCUUUCACCAAACAGCCCUUGGACGUGCCCGAGCGAUAGGGUCUUCUUUGACGCUUCGGUGAUCUGGGGUCUGGUUGGACCCAGGCGUAUCUUUGGCCCACUGGGCAACUAUGGAGCGCUAAAUUGGUUCUUCCUCGGUGGAGCUCUAGGUCCCAUUAUCGUGUGGACCUUUCACAAGUUUUUCCCAGCCCAAACUUGGAUCCCCUUGAUCAACCUUCCAGUCUUGCUUGGGGCCACAGCUUCCAUGCCUCCAGCCACAGCAGUGAACUACAAUUCUUGGAUUGUGGUUGGAACUGUGUUCAACUUCUUCGUCUAUCGGUAUCGAAAGAAGUGGUGGGAGAGGUAUAAUUACAUUCUCUCUGCUGCACUGGAUGCUGGCGUUGCAUUCAUGGGGGUGUUCUUGUACUUCACAUUGAACCUGGAGAACGUAACUCUUGACUGGUGGGGAACUGCCGGGGAGCACUGUGAGCUUGCAACUUGUCCCACGGCGAAAGGGGUGCAAGUAGAUGGCUGUCCUGUCUUCUAAUUAUCCAUUCUGCAUUUCAUCUUUCUUUUAUCCUUAAAUCACUGUGCGUGAUCAAAGUAUGAAGAAUUACAAUAGGAGCAGCCAUCUGCUGAAACUCGGUUUAUUUUCUCAAUUUAUAUUGUGCUCAUUCAUACAAAUGAUUCCUCGAAAUGCUUAAAAGUACUUUUUGGUUGUUAGUCAAUCAAAACCAACAGCUCCAAUAUCCAUUAAAUU